UUUUUUUAUUACGAGGUUACUAAAUUUAACCAUUCAAUCAUGACGUCACGUGAAGCGUCUUGAACACAAUUUAGUCUUAAAUCGUAAAGUUAAUCAAUUUUAAAGCCUGUUACUAAACAAAAAGUUUAUAUUUCUAAAACAAUUAUGUUGAUGUAAUAGUAGACGUGUGUAGCGAUUUAAAAUAAUUAAUUUGUUUUUAUUUUGAGAAGUAAAUUGGAUUAGGCGUUGAGGCGCUCCUUGGGACCCCGUGCUGGUGUUUUCCAUGCAUAAAUUAUGGCGUCACAUGUAGCGUCUAAUGCGAGUUCAGGAUUUGUUACGUUUUCUGUAUUCAUGGAAGUUUUAAUUAAGAUUAAAUGAUUUUAAUAUAUAUUUCAGUAAUGGAGUAUCUGUUAGAGUUUCAAGGCGUCUACAAGCCAAGAAAGACUCUAAAUUUACAAGCAUCAAAGCCUGAGUCUCUAACACGUAUUGCUGUUUUAGAGCAGAGAGAAAAGGAAAGGUUGAGAAAAGCUGCAUACAGGGCCUAGUUAAGCCCACAUGAAAAAGCUUGGAUAAACAGAAAACGCAAAGAAAGAAAACAGCAAGCUAAUAGUCCACUUAAUGUCAUCUCAGCAGAGGUUGGUGAAUCACUAGGUACUGGAUUCCAGACUCCAGUGGCAAAAAGAAUGGCUGUUUCAAGGGCUUUGAUGAAAUUGCCUAGGUCACCCAAGAAAUAUGCUGCAGUUUUUGAUGGUCUCACACAAAUAUGCUCCCCAAGAAAAAGUAAAAGCUGUCCAUGACAUACGCUUUCUGCGCCUACCUGAGAGAAGAAAGCUCAUCCUUCUAAACAACAUUAAAGAAAGUAUCAAAACCUAACUACACUCCACCAGCAAAAAAAAAGUCAGAUGUCUAGUGCUCAUAGACAAGUACUCUGCAGUAUCCUUAGUAAGUACAACAAACUCAGAGGUUGUGCUACUCAUUUCUAACAUCUGGUCAAGAAGUUUUAUGUCCAAGUGCAAAUCAGAACAAAUUGCAAGAAAAAAAAUGACGUGAUUGCAUUGCACAAAAUGCCUUGGAAACAAUAUUCAUUUUUUACAGUAGAGGGAACUGAUCCCUCUCAAUCAUCUGUUAGUGCUCAAACAGGAAAACGUUUCAUGCAAAAGCUACUUAACAUAAGAUGCAGUCUUGCUUAUGUGAGUUGUGUUUGAAGAUUUUUCUUUAUAUAGAGGGCAUUAAUAAAUUUCUGAUCAAAAAAGGACACAGAGAGCUGACAUUAAUAAAUCCAGCUUCAUCACUUGACUUAACUCUAUGCCCAAGAACUAAUGCCAAUUGUUUUCAUAAGCUGCAGUGCAUUGAAAUAUCAUGUAGCAACUGUGGUGUGGAUUUAAUUAACAAGUAUUGAGCCUUUAAAAAAUUGCACAGAUGAAUUAGCAGAGUGGAGUAUAGUAUGUGGUCAAAGAUGACGGAUGAGUAUGUUCAGAGUGAUGGUACACUGCAAAAGGUAUCAAAGUGGCGACCAGUAAAUAAAGAAGGAUCUUUUAAUGACCUAGUGAGAGGUAUUACACCUAACACUAUUGCUUACAGAAAUAGAAGCUGUUUCUGCUAUCCAUACAGAAAUUCAUAUGGCAGUCAGUGCCUGCAUGAUGAAAUAUGUGGCUCUUGGAAGGUGUUCAAACUUCAGAAACAAAAUGUAGUGCAAUCUCAGUCAAAUCUUGAAGACUCUUUGGAUGUCAGUCCCAUAUGCUCAAAUUCAAAGGCCCAAACAAUUUUCUUCACUCAUCAAAAGUACAUUGUAAAUAGCUGUGUGAUUGUCAAGUAUGGGGAAAUAUUCUAUCCAGGAGUUGUGAUAGAAGUCCUGGAUGAUCAGCGCAGAAAUAAUUUUUUAAAAAGGCACAGAAAUAAAAGAAAUAUAUAAAUAUAUAUCCAGAAGUGCAGGACAUACAGUUAGUGUAUGCAGACAUGAUUGUUACUGAAGUGAUGUUGAUACCAAUGGCAAUAGUUUGAGAGUGGAAUGUUUUGAUUUCUGAAUUUGUCAAAUAAAAUUUGUGUACAGUU
Messenger RNA from Biomphalaria glabrata, 2031 nucleotides. RefSeq lists its product as uncharacterized. The record is from RefSeq and is a predicted model, not a curated record. The coding region runs from base 1424 to 1891 and encodes 155 amino acids. The transcript has 5 exons. NCBI's taxonomy places the organism in Eukaryota, Metazoa, Mollusca, Gastropoda, Planorbidae.